Molecule: messenger RNA, 1952 nt
Organism: Panicum hallii
Lineage: Eukaryota; Viridiplantae; Streptophyta; Magnoliopsida; Poales; Poaceae
Product: probable allantoate deiminase
Exons: 12
Coding region: 76-1599 (507 amino acids)
Molecular function (GO): hydrolase activity, acting on carbon-nitrogen (but not peptide) bonds, in linear amidines
Source: RefSeq, a predicted model, not a curated record
UCGGCCACACCCGCUGUGGGAAGGGAGGAGCCAGCCAGCCACCACCCACAGCGGCCACACAUCCUCGGCGGCUCCAUGGCUCCUUCCUCCUCCCGCCGCCCCCUACGCCACCACCAGCCUCUCCUCCUAAUCCUCGCCAUCUCCGUCUCCGGCCUCCUCGCCUCGGUCCCAGCAUCGGCCGCCGAUGGGCGGCCGGAGCUGGGAGGAGACGGCCUGCACAGGGAGAUUCUCAGGGACGAGACCGUGCUGAGGCUCAAGGAGCUGGGCAAGAUAUCUGAUGGGGAAGGCUACCUCGAAAGGACGUUCCUGAGUCCAGCAUCUAUCAGAGCCACUGCUGUCAUCAUCAGCUGGAUGAAAGAAGCGGGGCUCACGACGUGGGUUGAUCAAAUGGGGAAUAUUCACGGUCGGUUUGAGCCGGAAAAUUCUACCAAAGAGGCCUUAUUGAUUGGAUCUCAUAUGGACACUGUCAUUGAUGCUGGAAUGUAUGACGGAUCAUUGGGUAUUAUUAGCGCAAUCUCUGCUUUGAAGGUUUUGAAAGUUACUGGGAAACUGCAAAGGCUAACUAGACCAGUCGAGGUCAUUGCAUUCAGCGACGAGGAGGGUGUUAGAUUCCAGACAACUUUUCUGGGGAGCGCGGCUGUAGCUGGUACACUACCUGAAUCAAUUUUACAAGUAUCAGACAAGAGUGGUACUACAGUGCAAGAUGUUCUGAAAAUGAAUUCUUUUGAGGCUACUGCUGCUGCUAUUACUCAAACCAGGUACAAGCCAGAGUCAGUGGGGAGCUAUGUUGAGGUACACAUGGAGCAAGGCCCUGUCCUGGAAGCCCUCCAUUAUCCGCUUGGUGUUGUAAAAGGAAUUGCAGGCCAGACGCGAUUAAAGGUAAUAGUAGAUGGUUCACAAGGGCAUGCUGGCACGGUUCCAAUGAAAUUGCGGCGUGAUCCGAUGGUUGCAGCUGCAGAGCUGGUUGUGACUCUGGAGCGCCUCUGCAAAGAGCCCAACAAGCUGCUGACCUACGACGAGGAGUGCGGCUGCUUCACGGAGGAGUCCCUCGCCGGGCUGGUGUGCACCGUGGGGGAGCUGCUGACGUGGCCCAGCGCCAGCAACGUGAUUCCGGGGCAGGUGAACUUCACGGUGGACAUCCGCGCCAUGGACGACCAGGUGAGGGAGACUAUCGUGACCAGCUUCUCGAGGCUCGCCCUCCAGAGAUGCGACGACAGGCUGGUCGACUGCAGAGUCGAGCACAAGCACUCGGCGCCAUCGACGCUCUGUGACCCGGAGCUGACCUCCCAGCUGAAGCUCGCGGCGCGGUCGGCCGUGUCGGCGAUGCCGGGGCGCUCCGUGGUGUCCGCCGCCGCUGCGGAGACGCCCGUGCUGAUGAGCGGCGCGGGGCACGACGCGAUGGCAAUGGCCAAGCUCACAAAGGUCGGGAUGCUGUUCGUGCGGUGCCGCGGCGGCGUGAGCCACUCGCCGGAGGAGUCGGUGAUGGACGACGACGUGUGGGCCGCGGGCCUCGCGCUGGCCAGCUUCAUCGAGCAGGCGGCGGUGGUGGCGAAGGUGGCGGAGGUCGUCGAGCAGAACGCGGUGGUGGCCGAGUCGUGAUGGUGACGAUUCUUUCGGGGGUAGGCCGGUAGCCUGCAACUGUAAAUAGACUGUUCGUUGUUGCUACAUUGCAAUUGGACAGGAAUAAAAAAAAGGAACAGUUCUCUUCGUUGAGACCGUAAGGAGGCCGGUGCUCUCAGGCCCACGUGCCGCUCAUCCAGAGAGCCGGGCCACGGAUGGAACAGAUGGGCCGUGGGCCGGGACCACUCGACACGAUCAGGCGGCCCGCCGGCCCCGCAGCCAGAGGGCUGGGCCGCCCCGUUCGUAUGAUUGUGUGUAAUAGCGGGCUUUCGUAUGACAUUUUUUGUGUAACAUAUUUCAGUGAAAACUCAAAUUUAUAUAGUUCAUAAGAA